This is a messenger RNA of Linum trigynum, 4086 nucleotides long. NCBI's taxonomy places the organism in Eukaryota, Viridiplantae, Streptophyta, Magnoliopsida, Malpighiales, Linaceae. The record is from the annotation of a GenBank genome assembly.
AACCGAUCCGAACCUAAAGAAUUUGAAACUUGCAGUUACAUACAGAGUGGAGAACUGAGAAGGGCUCAAAUCACAAGUCUACACUUCCAGCCAGGCUUCCCGGGGCCAGUUUACCCAAUCAGCUCCUCGGUUCUGGUACGCUUUCGUGGUUGCAUUUUGUGAGCCUCGGUUAUUGGAAAAUUCAUCGUUCCUUUAGGAGUAAGAAUCACUGGGAAGUCGUCGAGGCAUUGUUUCAGUUCGAUUUCUUUCUACUCGAUUCUUACUCUCUGUGCUUCGUGGGAAUUGAGUUUGUGAUUCAGAAUCAGAAUCAGGGUUUCGUUUUGCAACUAGGGUUUGGGAGACGUUCCUUGAGUUGGGAGCAGUGCAUGGAUGAGUUUUUAAGUGCUGCUGGGAGAGGAAGCUGCGUGACUAAGGUCUUUCAAUGAAGCUCCGAUUGGCGCUUCUGUUGUUCGUUAUGUGAUUUGUUGAAUUUGUUUCACUGGGUUUGUUUCUGGGUUUUGGACGGGCGCUAGUGUGUUGCUAUUAUGAACAACAAUAAUCCCCCUAGGAGUGUGGGGGUACCCAUUCCAUUUGCCAAUUCUGGCGCUGGAGCAAAAUCUGUGCCCUUGAGUCACCAGAUUCCUCCCCACCUGCUCUCUCAGUCAAAACCUCACGCACAAGGUGGGUCUUUCCAGGGCCACUUUCAGCUCCCCGAGGCACAAGCUCAGCUGCUGAGCCAUGCACAACCACCUGUGCAGCAGCCUGCGCACGUUCGCAUCCAAUCAUCAACUAACCAAUCUAUUAGCCAGCUGCAGAGCCCGAUUUCUGGUGGGGUUGGUCUGCCAUCGCCUUCUGGGUCCAUUCCAGCAACUGCAGGUACCAAAAGGGCUGGUCAUAAACCCCCCUCUAAGGUAGCUGGAGGAUCAAAUCAUGCUCAUUCGUCUUCCCUUUAUAAGGCGAUGGAGUUAGCCCCUGCCCCGAAUAGGAAGAGGCCAAAGCUGUCCGAGAAGCAGAUACCUGCAGAAGUUGCAGCCAAACUUCCAGAGUCUGCACUCUAUGCACAGUUGCUUGAAUACGAGGCUAGGGUGGAUAAUGCUCGCGCAAGGAAGAAGGCAGAUCUUAGAGAGGCCCUUAAAAACCCUCCCCGAGUAAGGAAAACUCUUAGAUUGUAUGUUUUCAACACUUUUGAUAAUCAAGGAGUAGGCAGCGGCGAGAUGCCGACUGCAGGGCCUCCGUCAUGGUCAUUAAAGAUUAUUGGCAGGAUCCUGGAAGAUGGGAAAGAUCCUUUGCUAGAAGGGCAGGUGCAGAAAUCUUACCCAAAAUUCUCAUCAUACUUCAAGAAAAUUACCAUUAUCUUAGACCAAUGUCUCUAUCCAGAGAAACAAGUAGUUUGGUGGGAGAGUAACCGAUCUACUGAACUUCACGAGGGGUUUGAGGUGAAGAGGAAAGGUAAUAAAGAAUUUACUGCACUUAUAAGAUUAGAAAUGAAUCACACUCCAGAGAAAUACAAGCUUUCCCCUCAAUUGGCAGAAGUCCUGGGCUUUGAAGUGGAGACACGUUCAAGGAUCUUGACGGCGAUUUGGCAUUAUGUCAAGUCAAACAAGUUGCAAAACCGUAAUGAUCUAUCCUCAUUCAUAUGUGAUCCACCACUGCGAAGAUUAUUUGGGGAAGAGAAGAUGAAGUUUGGAAUGGUGGCACAGAAGAUAAGUCAGCAUCUUAUAUCUCUACAACCUAUUCAUUUGGAGCACAGGAUCAAGCUAUCAGGGAGUUCUCCUGCUGGAACUGCUUGUUAUGACAUUGAUGUUGAUGUUCCCUUCCCUGUGCAAACUGAUAUUUCUAAGUUCUUUGAGGACACAGGGAGACAGAAAGAGAUCGAUGCUUAUGACAAGAUAAUAAGUGAUUCAAUAAAGAAGAUACAUGAGCGCUGCAGAAGGCGUGGUUUCUUUCUCGGUUUCAGUCGCUCUCCAGCAGAGUUUAUUAAUAAGUUUAUUGCUUCUCAAACCGAAGAUCUGAAGCUUAUAGCUGGAGAUACCAAUUGCAGCACAGAAGAAGAGCAACAGGCAGAUUUUUAUAAUGAGCCAUGGGUGGAAGAUGCUGUUCUUCGUUACCUGAAUCGCAAGAGUGCUGGAAGUGAUGUGCCAGCAAGGACUUGAUUAAAGGGUUCUAAUGUACUGUUGUUGUGGUAGAGGUGCCCACAUCGGUAAGCAUAUCUAAUCACAUAUUUCAGUUUAGUUAUUAGUCUUAGAGAGAGAAAGGGAUUGAAGUAUGUUGUAUCAGUAGAUUUUGUUUUCUGUGGAAGGGUUUCUUUUGAUAUGUUUAUCUCCAUCUCCCUCCCUUAGCAGCGUAGAAUGUACAACAUGGAUUAAUGAUGGUAAUUUCCCUUUCUGUUCAAAACUACAUCAAAACAUACUUAUUAGUAAUGACUCUUAUCUUCUCUGCAUUGAAGUUGCGGAUCUCUUACUUUACCAAUUUGGCUACAGAAGGCCUUGAUUUCAUUUUUGGCUAUUUGCCUGCACUGAAUUUCCGAGCACCACAAGAACAUGCUCAGCUCAGGGGUGUUUUAAAGAGGUGUUGGGCAGAUUUCAUCCAUGAACAACUUACAAACUGCUCUAAUCUCUUUAUCUUCACAUUUUUGCUGGUUAAUUGGGCUGCUUGCUGUUGAACUCAGCCUUCGCCCAUUUAGGUAAACAGUGGGCUGGACCAUUCUUUUUCGCAAAGCUAGUGGAUUAUCCUGAAAACUUUGUAAGAGGUGUGGGUGAUGGUGCUUCUCUCGUUAGGACUGCACAAAAAGACCGAAUACGGACCCAACCAACCAUCCAAACCGAGCUAACCAAGCAAAACCGAACCAAAACAAGGUGCAUGAUUGGAUCAAUGGGGGUCUUGGGAUGUGAAACCCAUGAUUCAAUUUGGUUUGGCUACAGGUUGAGGUUGGGGUCUCUGAAAUCAAGGUUCGAUUUAUACUCACUAGGAUAAUACGUCUUAUUUCCAUGGCUAGUCAUUUUCCCUUCUUGCCUGCAGCGCGAUGAAUGGACACACAUAAAAAAGAAUAAAUUAGAUGAAAUUUAGUUUUAAACGAAAAGACAGAUGUUUUCAAUUGAUCACAUACUUGAGUUACCAGCGAAACUAAACCUAUGAUCAACAUGAUUUUAUAAUAAUUUAAUCACCUUGAAAGUGGCUAAACUAUAUUGUCCAUAACAAUGGAAGUUACGUUUUUUAUGGUGAAAUAAAAUUUUAGGGCUAAUACACUAGGAAACCCGAACUAUUAAGAAUGUGUCAUUUGUGUUCUAAAGUAUCCAAUAUAACAUUUGUGUCCCAACCUAUUAUAGUUUUGUGUCAUUUAUGUCCCAAUCUAUUAUAGUUUUGUACCAUUUAUGUCCUAACUCGAACUAUUAAGAAUGUGUCAUUCGUUAAAUACUAAUGGUCAACAUCGGUCAACACUUUUUUAAUUAGGGUUAGGGUGUGCUAAUUUUGGGGGUUAGGGUGUCAUUCGUUAAAUACUAAUGUGCCAGUUUUAUAAUUAGGGGUUAGGGUGUUUAAUGACUGUUUUAAUUAGGGUUAGAGUGUUUUAAUGGUUGUUUUAGUAAGGGAUUAUGGUGUUUUAAUGGUUGUUUUAAUUAGGGUUAGGGUGUGCUAAUUUUAUAUUUAAUUUAUUAAUAGUUGUUUUAUUAAUUAGCAGUUGUGUCAUUUUUGGCCAAAAACAAAUUUGGUCUCGGAAUUUAAAAAAAUUCUAUCGAAAAAAAUUUAUUUAAAAAUGAUGACGAACUAUACAAAAAUUAAUAUGAACAAAUUAUAUUAAGACUUCCAUAAAUACAUUUUUAAGUAAAUGGAAAAUUGAAAAAAAAAAGAGAUCCCCAAACUGGUCUCAUCAACAUCCCACAGGAAUCGAUUACCUGCUAUACUUAUCUUAUAACAUACUGUACGUAGUAGCACAAAUAUAUGCAACCAAUAUUGUAGUAUGCUCGUAAGGAUUGUGUAGUUGAGUUUCAACCUACCUGCAAAGCUCAAUGACUUUGCCCUCAAGUUUCGAACACACUGAUGUAUCUUAUCUACCAGCACCUGAUAGUCUUUUUUAGUUAAUUUGGCAACAAGUAAAGGCACUCCAAGAUA